Tachyglossus aculeatus (Australian echidna) is the source of this 5152-nucleotide messenger RNA. RefSeq names its product EH domain binding protein 1 (gene EHBP1). The record is from RefSeq and is a predicted model, not a curated record. The transcript has 26 exons. Gene Ontology annotation, molecular function: protein binding. Bases 386 to 4156 code for a protein of 1256 amino acids. Lineage: Eukaryota; Metazoa; Chordata; Mammalia; Monotremata; Tachyglossidae.
CAUGUGCACCCGCCGGGGAUGGAGGACUCGGAGGCGGCGGCCCCGGCCCCGGCCCCGGCCCCGGCCCCGGCGUUGGCUGAGGAGGAGGAGGCGGAGGAGCCCUACAGACCGCACGUCAUUUAGUCCAUGAGGAGGAAUGACGACGACUCGGUGAGGAAACCUCCUCUCACUUACCCGGUCAUGUGCGCCACGCUGCCGCGGGCUGAGCCAUUCGUCUAGUAGGAUUUGCCCUGUGAAAUGGGGAGAAGACUAAGGGACCCCAAACAUCUCUUCAAGUUGUAGUUCGAUUUCUCGAUAUAGCUGUACAUGUAGCUUUGGACCUUGCGUUCCGUUAGAGCCGCCGAGUUGCCGGCCCGGGCCCGCCGGUGUAUUUUGACUGAUCAUCAUGGCUUCAGUUUGGAAGAGACUGCAGCGUGUUGGAAAACAUGCAUCAAAGUUCCAGUUUGUGGCCUCCUACCAGGAGCUGAUGGUCGAGUGCACCAAGAAAUGGCAACCGGAUAAACUGGUAGUCGUUUGGACAAGAAGAAGUCGAAGGAAAUCUUCCAAGGCUCAUAGCUGGCAACCUGGAAUAAAAAACCCAUACCGAGGGGUAGUAGUGUGGCCAGUUCCUGAAAAUAUUGAAAUCACUGUGACACUUUUUAAGGAUCCUCAUGCCGAGGAAUUUGAAGAUAAAGAGUGGACAUUUGUCAUAGAAAAUGAAUCCCUUUCUGGACGUAGAAAAGCUCUCGCCACUAGCAGCAUCAACAUGAAACAGUAUGCAAGUCCCAUGCCUACGCAGACUGAUGUCAAGUUAAAAUUCAAGCCAUUGUCCAAAAAAGUUGUGUCUGCCACUCUGCAGUUUUCUUUAUCUUGCAUUUUCCUGCGGGAAGGAAAAGCCACAGAUGAAGACAUGCAAAGCUUGGCCAGUCUGAUGAGUAUGAAGCAGGCAGACAUUGGCAAUUUAGAUGAUUUUGAAGAAGAUAAUGAAGAAGAUGAAGAGAACAGAGUGAAUCAGGAGGAAAAAGCAGCAAAAAUUACAGAAAUUGUAAACCAGUUGAAUGCUCUGAGCAGCUUAGAUGAAGAUCAAGAUGACUGCAUAAAACAAGCAAAUAUGCCUUCCGCUAAAUCAGCCAGUUCCUCUGAAGAGCUUAUCAAUAAACUUAAUUUUUUGGAUGAAGCGGAACAAAACUUGGCUAAUCCAUUUGGUGAUCCUGAUGUAGCUGAGUUAAAUCCAUUUGGAGAUCCAGAGGCUGAAGAACCCAGUCCUGAAACAGCUUCAUCUUCAAAACCAGAAGAAUCUUUUCGUAACAAUAGUUACAGUCCUUUUAAAGAGGUGGAGACACCACAGUACUUGAACCCAUUUGAUGAGCCAGACCCUGAACCCGAAACCGCAUUUGUUAGUAUCAGAGAUUCUCCUCCCCAACCUACAAAAAGGAAAAAUGUAAGGCCUGUGGACAUGAGCAAAUAUCUCUAUGCCGAUACCUCCAAAACUGAAGAAGAAGAGUUAGAUGAAUCAAAUCCCUUUUAUGAACCCAAACUGACUCCUACUCAGAAUAAUCGGGUUCCUCCAGCGCAAGACCUAGAAACUGAAAGAAGGAUGAAAAGAAAGGCCCCCGCCCCACCAGUCCUCUUGCCAAAGUCAGAAGGAGGAGUAAGUGAGAACACACUUGUUAUUUCUGCAGGGAGGGAGCUCUCCUCUUCUCCUAAGCUAAGCCCCAUCCCAAGUCCGGUUUUGGGGAGAAAGCCAAAUGCUAGUCAGUCUCUGCUUGUGUGGUGCAAAGAAGUUACAAAAAACUAUAGGGGAGUGAAAAUCACCAACUUUACAACAUCAUGGAGGAACGGUUUAUCGUUUUGUGCAAUAUUACACCAUUUUAGACCAGAUUUAAUUGACUACAAGUCCCUGAAUCCUCAAGAUAUUAAAGAGAACAACAAAAAGGCCUACGAUGGAUUUGCCAGCAUAGGAAUAUCCCGGUUGUUGGAACCUUCUGACAUGGUUUUACUAGCAAUUCCAGACAAACUGACUGUUAUGACUUAUCUCUAUCAAAUAAGGGCACAUUUCAGUGGCCAAGAAUUAAAUGUAGUUCAGAUAGAAGAAAAUAGCAGUAAAAGCACGUACAAAGUGGGUAACUAUGAAACAGACACCAACAGUUCUGUCGAUCAGGAAAAGUUCUAUGCAGAGCUUAACGACCUGAACCGGGAGCCUGAACUGCAGCCGGCUCUCAGCGGAGUAGUCGAUUUUGUGUCUCAGGAUGACUCCGUAUUUGUAAACGACAGUGGUGUUGGUGAGUCAGAAAGUGAGCAUCAGACCCCUGAUGAUCACCUAAGUCCAAGCACAGCUUCCCCCUCCUCUCGCAGGACUAAAAGUGAUGUGGAUCCACAAAAAUCCCAACAGAGCUCUGGAAGGGCUUCUGGAUCUGAGGAGGCUGGAUCAGGUACUAGUUCCGAUCCAGUACAGACCCAGUUCGCGUUGGAGAAGAAGAGACUGUUGAAAGCUGACACUUUAGAACUGAGUGAAUUGUCACUUGUUACUGAUCAAAGAAAAGAUGUGUGCCCACCGUUCGCAUGUGAGAUUAUUGACAGACAAAGGCACCAGAUUCCAGAAAGUUCUGGUAGUUUCUUGGAGCAGGAAAAACUGGAAUAUUCAGGAACCUCAGAGGGCAGAAGAUCGGAUCCUGAGUCACCAGUAAAAAAGACAAGUUUAUCUCCCACUUCAAAACUUGGAUAUUCCUACAACAGAGAUGCAGACCUUGCAAAGAAAAAGAGGGCUACUCUAAGGCACCUAGAGUCUAACUCCGAUUCUGAGAGUAGAAUAGCCUUAAAUAAUGCAGAUUAUUCUGCAAAAAUGACUCAGCAACGAAUAUUAUCAAGACAGGAAGAACUUAAAGAGCGGGCAAGAGUUCUACUUGAGCAAGCAAGAAGGGAUGCAGCUUUAAAAGCAGGGAGUAAGCAGAUAAUCAGUGCGUCUCCACCAGUCCGCAAUAAUCAACUGACUGAUCAGCAAGAUGAAGAGCGACGUCGGCAACUGAGAGAGCGAGCUCGUCAGCUAAUAGCAGAAGCUCGAUCUGGAGUAAAGAUGUCAGAACUUCCCAGCUAUGGUGAAAUGGCUGCAGAAAAGUUGAAAGAAAGGUCAAAGGCAUCUGGAGGUCCUUUAAGAUCUCCUGUUUUUGCCACUUCUGACCUUUCCUUUAUAUAUGAGGAUGAUAAUAUUGAGAUAGAUACUAAUGAGGCGAUUCCUGGAGACUUUGUUAUGGGAAGUGGAGAUGAACUUACUAACUUAGGAAAUGACCUUGAUUAUGCUGCUGAACAAAACAGUAAGUCAUUGGAUAUGAACCUGAAGAAGCUCCUAGAAACUCAGCCACAGGUGGACAAUUCAUUUUCCGGUGCGACUCAGAAAGCCGUAACUGAUAGCUCAGAGCAAGAUGUUAAGAAUGGCACAGAAGAUCCCCGAACAGAGAGAUUACAAAAAGCAACGGAACGUUUUAAGAAUCCUGUUGUGUUCAGCAAGGAUUCCACAGUCAGAAAAACUCAACUUCAGUCUUUCAGCCAAUACGUUGAGAACAGACCAGAGAUGAAAAGGCAAAGAUCAAUACAGGAAGAUACAAAGAGAGGAAAUGAGGAGAAGGCAGCGAUAACUGAAACUCAGAGGAAGCCAUCAGAAGAUGAAGUGCUUAAUAAAGGGUUCAAAGACACCAGUCAGUAUGUUGUAGGAGAAUUGGCAGCACUAGAGAAUGAGCAAAAGCAAAUUGACACCCGUGCCGCGCUGGUGGAGAAGCGCCUCCGCUAUCUCAUGGACACAGGAAGGAACACAGAAGAAGAAGAAGCUAUGAUGCAAGAGUGGUUUAUGUUGGUUAAUAAGAAAAAUGCCUUAAUAAGAAGAAUGAACCAACUUUCCCUUCUGGAAAAAGAACAUGACCUAGAAAGACGGUACGAACUGUUGAACCGGGAGUUACGGGCAAUGCUCGCAAUUGAAGACUGGCAGAAGACCGAGGCCCAGAAGAGGCGAGAGCAGCUGCUGCUGGACGAGCUGGUGGGCCUCGUCAACAAGCGCGACGCCCUCGUCCGGGACCUGGACGCCCAGGAGAAGCAGGCCGAGGAAGAAGACGAGCACUUGGAGCGAACCCUGGAGCAAAACAAAGGCAAGAUGGCCAAGAAAGAGGAGAAGUGUGUCCUCCAGUGACCGGCCUCACCUUUCCUCGCAAAGCCCCCGGCCCCAAGCCUGCCAACCGCAGCCUGUCGCCUAGCCGAUUUUCAAACUUUCCCAUUCUGUUCGGCCAGAAUGGACUCCACCUUCCCCUCCCCACCUCCAGCCCGUCCUUCCCCCGCGAAUAAUAUUAUUCAGAGAUAGCUUUGUAUCGGGAUUUUACUUGUGAGCUAGUCGUUUUUGUCGAAAUCACGUGAAAUAGAGUUGCACAGACACAUCGCGGGGGCUCUGGGUAUGGAAGAUGCUACGAGGAGGUGGAUUUUGGGGGGGUUGGCGUGGAAGAUGUCUUGGGGGGGGUGGGGAACGGCACCCCCCUCCCUCGACGUUAAGGAAAACAAAAGUCUGGUUUUUCUGUUCGUAAUUGCGUAGGUGAGGGUGGGGGUGGGAUGAGAAAAAUAUCAUGAAUGGUUUCAUCUAGUCCUGCCAUAUGUAAUACUUAAUAAGCUACCUAAAUUUUAUAGUUAGAUCACAUACAAUCAAAUUAUUAAUCUGUGCUCUAUUUACAAGUGGGGGGGCGGGGGGGGGUUUCCUGCGGUUUUACGUUUUACUGUAAGCAUAAUACCAGUUCAGUCCCUGUGAUUUGUCGGAGGAAGGUUCUAUAAAGAGAGACUGCAAAGGGCCCUGCGAUUUGAAGACGUGAUAGGAGAAGGGGCUAAUUGACACGCAUCGGUUUACAGAAGCGUUUCUUCAUCAAAGGAUCAGAGGCUGCGCCAUCUUUUAUUGAUCAUUAUUUAUUAUAUCUAGUUUGGUUCCCUCGUUUUGUUGGGUCUCUCUACAUUGGCUCAAGAAUGCUGUUAAUAUUUAUUCUGUAUCUAUAAAAGUCUACCCUUCCACCGUGUGCGAAUUCCCCCGUUAAUGUUUUCUUCUCUAGCAUAGUUCUGUCUCUUUUUUUGUGAAACGGUUACCUGUUUAUUUAUUAUAAUACUGUCACAUAUAAAUUUUCAAUAAAAACCGAAUCUUUCUUACCGUAAA